This is a messenger RNA of Acanthocheilonema viteae, 489 nucleotides long. The record is from the annotation of a GenBank genome assembly. Lineage: Eukaryota; Metazoa; Nematoda; Chromadorea; Rhabditida; Onchocercidae.
AUGACGCCAUCCUUCUGGGAAAACGAUAUCGAAUAUUCCUGUAUGGACGAUGAGAUCAAAAGUGAAGAAGGGUCAGGAGAAGAGGACAUUCGCAAAUGUAAUGGUCAAGAAGAAUACUAUCACAAUCAUUUUGUUAUUUCAUGCAUCACAAAUAAGUUCAUAGCAUGCUUGGAUAAAAAUGGUGACACUUUGAAAGAAGGGCUUUUUUUGUUGGAAAACAAACAGCUCAAGAACUGCCACAUCUACAAUAGUGGCAAAAGAGCUAGAAUUGAAAAUAAAGGUUGUUUUAAUGGAACAGAAUACGAUGAUAUUUCGGAUGAAUCAUUACACAUCAAGAAAUACGCAAUUUGGAGUGAAGGUAAUUAUGAUAUGCGCUGUGGUGACCUUGGAAUACACAUUUACAGAUGUUACUUAGGUAACGAUAAGAAAAUACACGCAGGAACAGCUUGGAUUGAUGGAACCGGUACGAUACAUGUUUGUGGAGAAUGA